UUCCUGAGAAAAGGGCAAAGGUACUACCUUUAUAAAUUCUGAAAGAAAGUCUUGUUAUUUUCCUAGAAAAUGGGAACUUUUUGUGCUGGUGAAAAUGGAUGUAUGAGGUGAGAGAGCAAGAAAGUGGGUUUUCUUCUUAUGUUAACAGAAGGGAUAAGCAACUGAGCAAAGAAGACGGCCGCGGUUAUGGUCGAAGCAUCAUUGAGAAAUGGAGAAGAGUAUAAAGCGGCUGCUGGAUAUUAUGGGCUUUGCGCUGUUAGUGGAAUGCUCAGUGCUGGCACAACCCAUCUUGCAAUCACUCCUCUUGAUGUCUUGAAAGUCAAUAUGCAGGUGAAUCCGGUCAAGUACAACAGCAUAUAUGCUUGCUUUACCACUCUAUUGAGAGAGCAAGGUCCUUCAGUGUUUUGGAGAGGAUGGGCAGGCAAGUUAUUUGGUUAUGGUGUUCAAGGUGGUUGCAGAUUUGGUUUGUAUGAAUACUUCAAGAAUCUUUACUCAAAUGUCUUGGUUGACCGCAACAGGAGUUUUGUCUUCUUUAUGAGUAGUGCUUCAGCUGAAAUGUUUGCCAAUUUAGCUCUUUGUCCUUUUGAAGCUGUUAAAGUAAGGGUUCAAGCACAGCCCCAUUUUGCCAAGGGAUUGCUUGAUGGAUUUCCAAGGGUUUAUGCAUCAGAAGGGUUUACUGGCUUUUACAGAGGGCUUGUUCCACUUUUGGGUCGAAACCUUCCAUUCUCAAUGGUUAUGUUCUCAACGUUCGAGCAUUCUGUGGAUUUUCUGUAUCGUACUGUUGUUCAAAGAAGGAAGGAAGAGUGCUCAAAAGCUCAACAGCUUGGGGUGACAUGUUUAGCUGGAUAUGCUGCUGGUUCUGUUGGUAGCUUUAUUUCUAAUCCUGCUGACAACAUUGUUGCUUGCCUUUAUAACAAAAAGGCCGAUAGUCUUAUACUGGCUGUCAAGAGAAUUGGGGUUUUUAACUUAUUUACAAGAAGCCUUCCUAUAAGGAUAUUACUUGUUGGACCUGCUGUCACUUUACAGUGGUUAUUCUAUGACAGCAUCAAAGUUUUAAGUGGAUUACCUACUAGUGGAGAAGUUAGAAAGAAGUAGGAGUAGAUGGAGCAGACUAAAUUCCUGGAAACAAGAUAUGCAGCUGAUAUAAUUCUGAACCAAGUAACAAUAAUUUUUCCUAUCAAAGAAACAAUGAGAAACCAAUUAUUGUGCCUUUGUAGGUUGGAUUCAAAGUCUUUUUGGAUGGUAGCAUUUUUAUGUCCUACCAUCGGCUUUUUACUGGCCGGGAAGUUUUCACUAACAGAUUGCAGAACAACCAUACGCACGCUGGAAGUUUUUCGCUAUCUUUCAGAGUUAAAAUCUCUCUUGAAGCUACUACAUCAAGCUUUCUAUCAAUAGUUUAUACAUGUAAAGAGAAUUGAAAAAAUUAUGGUGCCAUCUUGUGCAAUUGCUGUAAUGUUUGGUCUUUCUUGAUGUUGCAAGUGCAAACAAUAUUUUUUCAUACAAAUGACAUAAUAAAGAUGGAUGGGAAUGACGUGGUGCGUUGAACAUGAA
This is a messenger RNA of Jatropha curcas, 1551 nucleotides long. Its product is annotated as mitochondrial phosphate carrier protein 1, mitochondrial. The record is from RefSeq and is a predicted model, not a curated record. NCBI's taxonomy places the organism in Eukaryota, Viridiplantae, Streptophyta, Magnoliopsida, Malpighiales, Euphorbiaceae. Gene Ontology annotation, molecular function: phosphate transmembrane transporter activity. Gene Ontology annotation, biological process: mitochondrial phosphate ion transmembrane transport. Gene Ontology annotation, cellular component: mitochondrial inner membrane.